AUGGCGAAUGGAUGUGCUAAAAGAGGUGGUUGUCCAAGCGAUUACGUCGCCGUCGCAAUAGCAGUAAUCUGCUUCUUCGUGCUUCUAUCGAGAUCGGUCUUGCCAUGUUUGAUACACAAGGCUCCUCGUACCAACAGUAGCAGUUUCUGGAUCCCUGUCAUUCAAGUCUUUUCCAGUUUCAACCUUCUCUUCUCUAUUGUGAUGUCAGUUAAUUUGCUUCAGUUCAAGUCCAGACAUUGGUGGCAAUAUUGCUAUCUUUGGGCAGUGUGGAUCGAAGGACCACUUGGAUUCGGUUUGCUGAUGAGCUGCCGUAUAACUCAGGCGUUUCAACUAUACUUCAUAUUUGUCAAGAAACGUCUACCACCAAUAAAAUCAUACAUUUUUCUUCCCCUUGUUCUGUUGCCAUGGAUCAUUGGAGCUGCAAUUCUUCACGGAAUAAAGCCUCUCAAUUCUGAAUGCCACAUGGGUCUGGAAUGGACUUUGCCAGUAGCAGGCCUUCAUGGUCUUUACGUCCUUGCUUUGAUUGCCUUCACAAGAGCGAUACGACAUGUAGAGUUUCGUUUUGAUGAGCUUAGAGAUCUCUGGAAAGGAAUCCUCGUCUCAGCCACUUCAGUCGUUAUUUGGGUAACAGCGUUUGUCUUGAACGAGAUUCUUCAGGAAAUCUCUUGGCUUCAGGUUGCUUCAAGAUUUGUGCUUUUAGUCACGGGUGGAGUUCUCGUUGUUAUCUUCUUCUCCAUCUCGAGUAAUCAACCUCUUCUCUCGCAAAUCAGCCUGAAGAAAAGAGAACAACACUAUGAGUUUCAAAGAAUGGGACUAGCUCUAGGCAUUCCCGAUAGCGGAUUGUUGUUUCGCAAGGAGGAGUUUCGACUUGUUGAUCCAAACGAGCCACUUGAUAAGCUUCUUCUCAACAAAAGAUUUCGCCAUUCGCUUAUGGAGUUUGCGGAUAGCUGCUACGCUGGAGAAACCUUGCAUUUCUAUGAAGAAGUGUAUGAGCAUGGUAAAAUCCCGGAAGGGGACUCAACAAGGAGAAUCUACAUGGCUCGACAUAUCAUGGAGAAGUUCAUCGUCGCAGGAGCGGAGAUGGAAGUGAACUUAUCUCACAAAACAAGGCAAGAGAUCUUAACCACUCAAGAUCUGACUCACCCUGAUCUCUUCAAGAACGCAUUAAACGAAGUCAUGCAAUUGAUCAAGAUGAACUUAGUGAGAGAUUACUGGUCAUCUAUCUUCUUCAUCAAGUUCAGAGAAGAAGAGAGGUGUGAUGAGGCAAUGCAUAAGGAAGAAUGGAGUUUUUCUUCACCAAGGCUGAGUUCAGUUCAAGGCUCUGAUGAUCCUUUCUAUCAAGAACAUAUGUCAAAGAGUUCCACUUCCAGAUGCAAUAGUCCCGGUUAA
Microthlaspi erraticum is the source of this 1389-nucleotide messenger RNA. The record is from the annotation of a GenBank genome assembly. Lineage: Eukaryota; Viridiplantae; Streptophyta; Magnoliopsida; Brassicales; Brassicaceae.